Trichobilharzia szidati is the source of this 1306-nucleotide messenger RNA. The record is from the annotation of a GenBank genome assembly. NCBI's taxonomy places the organism in Eukaryota, Metazoa, Platyhelminthes, Trematoda, Strigeidida, Schistosomatidae.
GAUGACCUUGGCAAUUUGAGCGCUCUCUACAAAACAUUGUUGACGUAUUGAUUAUUUGACUUCACGCCUUUUUCUAGGCUAGUAAGACAUCAAAGAAUUAAUUUUACUCCAGCUUCAAAAUGGACACACCUGAACCUACUAUACAAAACGUUUUGGAUUCAAAUACAUUGCGUUGGAUUUUCGUAGGAGGCAAAGGAGGAGUUGGUAAAACUACAUGCAGUUGUAGCAUUGCCGUUCAAAUGGCUAAGGUGCGUGAACGAGUCCUCAUUUUAAGCACUGAUCCUGCUCAUAACUUGUCAGAUGCAUUUGACCAAAAAUUUUCAAGAAAUCCUACUAAAGUAAAGGGUUUUGAUAACCUCUUCGCUAUGGAGAUAGAUCCAAAUGUUAACUUAGGAGAAUUGGAAGAAGAUCUUGUUGGUUCAGAAGAAGCAGCAGUUUCUGCUGACAUAAGAAAGACUAUAGCUCAUCUGAUGACAUCCUUUCCUGGAGUGGAUGAAUACAUGUCUUAUACAGAAGUGUUUCGUUUGGUUCGUAAUAUGGAUUAUUCAGUUGUGAUUUUCGACACAGCUCCUACAGGUCAUACACUAAGAUUGUUGGCAUUUCCGGAGGCAAUGGAAAAAAGUCUUAGCAAAGUAGUUUCUAUGAAAAAUCAGUUUGCUCCAUUUUUGAAUCAAUUGAUGAGUCUUGUUGGAAUGAAUAGUACACAAGGCGGUGAUUUAACGAAUGCUUUAGAAACGCGCUUACCUAUUGUUAAAGAAAUAACUAGACAAUUUAAAGAUCCCGAUCAGACAACAUUCAUCUGUGUAUGCAUUCCGGAAUUUUUGAGUAUGUAUGAAACAGAACGUUUAGUUCAAGAGCUUACUGCACACGAUAUCGAUGUUCAUAAUGUAAUAGUGAAUCAACUGUUAUUUCCAAAUCUAAAAUCAUCAUCGUCAACAUGUGAUGCAGAUCAUGAAUCAAAGAAUAAUUCAUCAAAUGAACCGCCAACUACAUGUCGAAUGUGUUUAGCACGUCAUCGAAUACAAUCAAAGUAUUUAGAACAAAUUUUAGAACUAUAUGAAGAUAUGCAUGUUAUACAAUUACCACAAUUAGAACAAGAAAUAAGAGGAAUACAAUCGGUAAAAGAAUUCUCUGAACUUCUUUUGAAACCUUAUCGUAGGUGAUGCAUAUAAACCGGUGUUGAAUUAUGCUUUUGUGUGUAUGAAUGUACCUUGUAAAGACGGGAUUCUGUAUCCUUUUUAUUUCAUAAUUUAACAAUCGACUAAAUGAAUAAUAAUAAUAAACUUCACAAUCUAUUGAUUGAUAA